Messenger RNA from Prunus armeniaca (apricot), 657 nucleotides. The record is from the annotation of a GenBank genome assembly. NCBI's taxonomy places the organism in Eukaryota, Viridiplantae, Streptophyta, Magnoliopsida, Rosales, Rosaceae.
AUGAGGAUCCCAGGUCCUAUCGAGUCUCUCAGCAACUCAGACGAUGGUGAGGUUGUCUUUUUUACUGACGUUCUUCUGCAGGGGGUUCUUGCCCAAAUCGGGUAUGCUCCAGGCCAAUACAAUCCCAACUUGUGGGAGGCCUUGAUGGGGGUGAUUGUUGCAUUCCGUAUUGCUGAGGAAGAGGAGCCUUCCUACGGGCAAUUCUCCAACCUGGCUUCUGAACGGGGGCAUUUCGUCAGUGCCGUGCCGACUUCUCAAAAGUCUUGGAGGAAUCGGUGGGUGCUUUUGUCUGGCGAUUGGGAAUUGCCUUCGGGAAUGCCCGUCCGUUUCCACAUUCCCACCGCUUUCCAGAUUGCCGGUAGGUCAUCAGCAUGCCAAUCGACAGGCAAACUAAAGCAGCCAAACCCAACUCAAUCCAAGAUUCGGCAGGUUGAUAAAGUGAGGCUGAAGGUUCCUACUGUUGACAAGGUAUACCUAGGAUUCCUCUUUACCAAGAACCUGAUCAGAGCCCACCUCGUCAACCCUACCAAGACUAAUGACAGACGCCAGGAAAGCUGCCGAAGCCAAGAGGAUGAACGAAUCCUUAAAAAGGGGCCUCAUGAUGGGCCUAAAAGAGAAGAAAAAGAGACGUUUAAGACAGCAAGAGAUAACAUUUGA